UUUUGGACGACACCAGUCUAACAAGUCUCGCCGAAUUUCCCGAGACCUGAAGAGACAUAUUCAGAUUCCCCGAAUUGAAGCCAAUUUAUGUUAUACCCGAUGAUGAAAGACGUUACUUAUGGACAAAACACAGGCUAUAAUCGUUCUCGAGGAACAAAACGGUGCUGCUAUCCGCGACGUGCCGGUUCCCAAGCUACGGGAUGAUUGUGUCCUUGUCGAAGUGAAGGCCAUCGGGCUUAGCCCUACGGACUGGAAGCAUAUCGAUUUUGGCGCCGCGGACGCCGGCUCUAGAAUUGGAUGCGAUUACGCGGGACUUGUUCAUGACGUUGGCAAGAAAGUCAGUAGAUUCAGGAAGGGUGACCGGAUCGCAGGCGCCGUCCAUGGCGGAGACCGCACCAACCACGAUAAUGGCGCCUUUGCUCACUACAUAGUUGCAAAGGCGGAUGUGGCGAUUCACGUCCCAAACAAUAUCAGCGAUGUAGAGGCGGCCACCUUAGGAGUCUCGCUGAUCACUAUUGGGCAAUCACUUUAUAAAACCCUCAAACUACCUCUGCCUACCAUGCCGGCCCUGGAACCGUUCCCUCUCCUCGUCCACGCGGGAAGCACCUCGACCGCGCUACUCGGUAUUCAGUUCGCUAAGGCAUCCGGUCUAACAGUUGUUGCGACAGCGUCUCCUUAUAAUUUCGACCACGUUCGGAUGGCUGGUGCCGAUGCCGUAUUCGAUUAUAAGUCACCGACAUGCAGCGAGGACAUUAAACGAUACACUGAAAAUACGCUCUGCUAUGCGUGGGACUGUAUGGGCACCGGGAUUGAGCUUUGCGCUAAUGCCCUCAGUGAUGCCGAGCCUAGCAUUUACACCACACUUAAUCCGGUAGAGGGAUCGCCUCUGAAGCGGAUCAAUACUCGGGUCAAUGGCCCAUAUUUUACCCUGGCAUAUGAUGCUUUUGGUGAGGAGUAUGUAUGGAUGGAGGAAACCGUCCCUCGGAAGCCGGACGAAAUCGAGUUUGCGGCCAACUUUCUGCUAGUUGCCUCGAGCCUGUUGGCCGAAGGGGUGGUGGUUCCAGUCAAACCGGUUGUCAAUAGUACAGGGGAAGGACUUGAAGGAGCGCUCGUGGGCUUAGACGAACUCAGGGCAGGUAAUGUCAGUGGAAGUAAAUUGGUUUACACGCUUUGAAAAUAACAGCCAACAUAUCAUGUAUACGAGAUACCAUAAGUGUUCACCAUGAAACAUCCUCUUGCUAGGGAAAGGUGAAAGCUAGGCGGAUAGCUAGAAUACAAAUCUAGAUAUAUUAUGAGUGGGGUCGA
This is a messenger RNA of Durotheca rogersii, 1305 nucleotides long. RefSeq names its product putative alcohol dehydrogenase. Gene Ontology annotation, molecular function: oxidoreductase activity, acting on NAD(P)H. Lineage: Eukaryota; Fungi; Ascomycota; Sordariomycetes; Xylariales; Xylariaceae. The transcript is spliced from 3 exons. Bases 119 to 1174 code for a protein of 351 amino acids. The record is from RefSeq and is a predicted model, not a curated record.